AGACAUGUCUACGGUCAGGCGGCAAAGAAAGAGCUAUGCAUCGAUAAUAUCAAGAUUUCUAACAAUGCCUGGGACACGAAUGUGGUAGCCGCAUCUGGGGUGAAUUUUUAACUUUUUGAAGCACAUGGGCAAUGCUGAAGUAUUCUCAGCAAUACCUCAGUGUGAACUGGAACGCAUCUGGCGGAGGCGCUUUCUGUAUCCUCCCACUCCCCUCACCAUUCGAAGCCCAUAAGCUACCGACAAAACUGCCUGAUGUGAUUCCGCUUGCUCGAGGACAUAUUGCACCUGUUCUUGAUACGGACUGGUCUCCCCAUGACGACGCGCUCGUCGCCUCCGCAGGUGAUGACGGACAGCUUUUGCUCUGGAAAGUAGAGGCGGGCACAUUCGAUGGCUGGGGAGAGGACAAGUGGGAACCGCAAGAUUUUGACCCUGUGCUACGUAUCGCUGCAUCAAGCCGCAAGGCUGGUCAGGUCCUUUUCCACCCCACCGCAAAGCACGUCGUAGCCGUCGCGACGGGAGAUCAUGCAGUCAAGCUCUGGGAUAUCGCGAUUGCGGAAGAUCCACAGCGCGUUCUAGGCGGACACACCGACGCGAUUCAGAGUUUCGCAUUCGACUUUACGGGUAAUCUUGUCGCGACAACGUGUCGUGAUCGCAAGCUGCGGCUCUUUGAUGCGCGCACUGGCGGAGACGCAGUGCGAGUUGCCGAGUCUCACGGUGGGAUAAAGGGUGCCCGUGUAAUCUGGAUGGGCAAUCAAGAUCGUCUUGCUACGACUGGUUUCAGCAAGAUGAGCGACCGCCAAAUCGGUCUCUGGGAGACCGGAUCACUGAAAAAUGUGAAAAUGACGACUGUUGAUCAGUCGAGCGGCGUUCUUAUGCCAUUCUUCAGCGACAAUAAUAUCCUCUUUGUUGCCGGCAAAGGCGACGGUAAUAUCCGAUACUAUGAAUACGAGCACGAGGCAUUGCACCCACUCUCAGAAUAUCAGUCCAAUCAGCCACAGCGUGGAAUGUGCUUCCUCCCUCGAAGAGCACUCAACGUAUCUGAGUGUGAGAUUGCACGUGCCUACAAACUCUCGGGAACUUCUGUUGAGCCCAUCUCCUUCAUCGUCCCGCGAAAGUCCGAUUCCUUCCAGUCCGACAUCUACCCACCCGCACUUUCGUCUGAACCCGCACUUACUGCAGGCGAAUUCUUCUCCGGUAAAGCAGCCCCACCGAAACUCGUCUCUCUUGAGUCAGGUGCUAUCUCAGCAUCCGAUGCUCCCUUCACACCAAUUGCUCCUGCUGUCUCCGCGCCCUCUCUCUCGCAGAGUGCUAGCACUUCGAGCAUACAGUCUCCUCUCGCAACUAAGACGACUAGUGCUCUUGCUCCAGAGCCAGUUAAGAAGGCCAGCUCACCAACUCCAGCACCAAUAAUCUCCGAAUCUCCAAAAGCUGCUGCAACUCCAGUCAAUAAUGGUGCCGACGAAUCAGCACUUAGAGAAGAAAAUGCCCGACUCACUGUUGAACUCCGCGACGCGCGUGAGCAAAUUCGGAACCUUGAGCUGCAAGUUGAGGGCUUAAAGGUGAACGCGCAGAAAGCGAAGGCUCUUCUGGCCUAAUGUAUUAUCUUUCUCGCAAACCCGUAUUUAUUCGCCGUGUUUGGACGCAAAGUUGCUUAAACGUAUUUUCUUAAUGGGUGUUGCGUUCCGAGGGUAAGGGUGAAUUGGCGUGUAUUCAUACCCAACAUGACAUUAAAUUGAGUGUAAGUAAUUUUGCGAAGCAGUGAUCUGAACAUUAUCUGUCCAAUUUUUCGGCGAUUAUCAAAC
Messenger RNA from Fomitiporia mediterranea MF3/22, 1802 nucleotides. RefSeq names its product DUF1900-domain-containing protein. The transcript has 2 exons. Gene Ontology annotation, biological process: actin filament organization. The coding region runs from base 132 to 1595 and encodes 487 amino acids. Gene Ontology annotation, molecular function: actin filament binding. The record is from RefSeq and is a predicted model, not a curated record. Lineage: Eukaryota; Fungi; Basidiomycota; Agaricomycetes; Hymenochaetales; Hymenochaetaceae.